GCUCUCCGGUGCAGGGGCGUGGCGGAAUGUGAUAACAGCCCUAACUACGUAUUUCGACGUAACGUAUCACGUGUGUAAAAAUGGCGGCUUGCAGUGGCAGGUCGUGGGUAGUGAAAUACAACUGUAUAUUCUGACUUUGACUUUCUGUUUGUUUAGUUUCGAGAUUAUUUUUUACGUAUUUUUAAACGCGGUUCGGCUCAAUGACAUGUGGCAGCAUUAGCGGUUGAAUGAGCGGUUUAAACUUGCAGUAGCUGCUGUCAGAAGCAGCUGUGGGCUACUCGAGUGUUUUUAAGUAGGAGAGAAGAUGUUUUCACCUUGUUGGUCACGACUGUCCUGCGUGGCUUUGUCCAGCCGAGGAGGUCUGAGGACGCUGAGUCUGUUCUCCAGCUCUGGAUCCUCAAACUGGAGCAAAGUUGUCUCCGAUGCUGAGAAGAUCGUGGGAUAUCCGACUUCCUUCAUGAGCCUCCGCUGCCUCCUCAGUGAUGAGCUCAGUAACGUUGCCAUGCACCUGAGGAAGUUGGUCGGCACUCAGCACCCUCUCCUCAACACUGCCAGAGGCUUCGUCUAUGACAGUAAGAACAACCUUCAGAUGAGGGGACUGGUUGUCCUGCUGCUGUCUAAAGCCGCAGGGCCAAGCCACGCCGCCUCCGAUCUCCUAGCCCAAGACAUGGUCAGCGGCAUCUACCCCAGUCAGAGGAACCUGGCAGAAAUCACAGAGUUGAUCCAUACAGCCUUCCUGGUGCAUCGUGGGAUUGUUAACUUGAAGGAGUGGACGGACUCAGACGGCCCGCUGAAGGACAUGCAGUUUGGGAAUAAGAUGGCUGUUCUGAGCGGCGACUUUCUGCUGGCCAAUGCUUGCACGGGACUGGCCCAGCUCAACAACACUAAGGUCGUUGAAUUGAUCUCCAGUGCCAUUGGUGAUUUGGUUCAAGGAGUCUAUUAUGAGAAUUCCCACAAUACAGAGGAGAACGGCCUCACCGACGGCAUCGACGUGGCGGCGUGGGAGGAGCAGACGUUCCUGUCUCAUGGGGCGCUGCUAGCCAAGAGCUGUCAAGCUGCGAUGGAGCUCGCCAAACACGACAAAGAGUCUCAAAGACUGGCCUACAAGUACGGCAAACACCUGUCGCUGGGCCACAAGCUGAACUCUGACCUGCAGCCGUUUAUGAAGAGCAGAAUAGGAGAGCCGCUGUCAUUUAGUCUGAGCGCCGCCCCGGUCGUUUUCCACCGUCAAAUUAUGGGCCGGGAGACGUGGCAUCAUCAGCUGCAGCAGGCAAAAACUUUGAGAAACCAGCUGGAUUACUCAAAGCUUUUGGCAGCGGUUAAAUCGGAGAAAGGCGUGAGCACGGCGAUGGACUUGUGCUGUUACCAUGGCAACAAGGCUCUGGAGGCCAUCCAGGCUUUCCCCUCCUCCGAGGCUCGAUCCGCCUUGGAGAACAUCGCCUCUGCCGUCACCAAAUUUUGACCUGGACACACACACACACACACACUCCUGUACAGCCUGGAGGGGUCUUUGUCUGCAGAGGCCAAAGAACGAGAACAGAUUAACUUUGUUUUACUCGAUCCAGAUGCUGAGAAACUGUUCUGCUCUCUGGUCAUCAUUAAAUAAAAAAGUUUUUUUUAAAAACCCCACAUUACUUCAGCAUCAUGUCAUGCGUUUUGUUUUCUCUCAUGCCUGGAGAAAAUAAUCACACCGGGCUGCUGCAGUUUCAAACCUGGCAUUUAUUGUUGCUUUGCUUAUCAGCGAAAGCACAUCCCAGGCAGAACGUAAUUUAAGAUGUUUUGAAGAAUUGUUAUUGUCAUCUGGAAAAUGUACCAUGAACAGGAAAUGAUACACCGAGCGGCACUUAUUUUUUCAAAAAUUACUUUUAAGAAUAGCUUCCUCCUGGUUGCCGCUGCACGGCACAGAUGAUGGUGAAAUCAUAGCUGCUGGAUUUAGUGGGUGUUUGCCAAGUUGAAAAGCGGCACCAAACUGGUUGUAAAAAUGUCUCAAAGUCAUGUUCUACCUGGUGUGUACCACUGCUGAUAAGCACAGCUGCAAAAAAAAUGUAUUUUUUUUUAAUAGCAUUUGGCGUGCUCUUCGCUACAGAGGAGGAACCGGCAUGAAUCAGGGGUAAUGUCAUCUGUGUUGCCUUA
Molecule: messenger RNA, 2133 nt
Organism: Pundamilia nyererei
Lineage: Eukaryota; Metazoa; Chordata; Actinopteri; Cichliformes; Cichlidae
Gene: pdss2
Product: prenyl (decaprenyl) diphosphate synthase, subunit 2
Exons: 8
Coding region: 305-1462 (385 amino acids)
Biological process (GO): isoprenoid biosynthetic process; ubiquinone biosynthetic process
Cellular component (GO): mitochondrion; transferase complex
Molecular function (GO): prenyltransferase activity
Source: RefSeq, a predicted model, not a curated record